AGUACGUGGAUGGAGAGUCGUGCAGCGUGCACCAUGUUGUAUCACCUGUUGCUGCAGACAGUAAAGACACAACAGUCAGCAGGUGUAUCACCCGGUCAGCCUCACCUCCUGCUGUAUGACCUUUAUGACGGUGACGACGUGGAGAAGGCCGUCAACGACUUGUCACAGGCGGCGAGCGGAGGGUCGUUGUACGUCAUCGCUGAUGAAGUAGGGAGUAAGCGGAGAAUCAGAAUCUUCCAGACUUUGUGUGAGUUGCUGCUGACACGAGUUCCUCGUCUCCAUCUGUGGGCGGCAAGUUGUUUCCAUGGAGACGAACCCGCUUGCUGGCAAGAGGAAUAUUUAACAAGACCCCUCCGCUCUCCUCCGGCCGUCGUCAGGGAAGUCGAGCAGGACGCGAGGAUCGCUACACACCGUGAUGUACUGCAGUACAGAGAGCGAGGUGUGCCCGACCACACAGACGGCCCGCCAGUCACACGACUGUCCCACCGAGGUCAGCAUCACUCAGGUUACACGCCAGGUGGCUGUGUGACGUGCGGUCGUGUGGUGGCCAGCUUCCUACACAGUCUCCGUGUUGGUGUUACAGGGAGAAGCACAACAACAUCUACAACAUUGACCUCUACCAGUGGCGGCACAACACCACCCUGUCUACAGUGGAGAGACGUGCUGGUGUUGUACAGGGAUGACGAUAGUGAUCAGUCGGGUAUGGUCACAGGACUGCAAGAAGCAGGUAUCCCAGUGCGGGUGAUGGAAGAUGAUGACAUUGAGGACGUGGCCACGGCCCGCAGUGACGUGGUGUGGGUGGCGCGUGGACAUCGUGUUGGUGGUCUGGAGAGAAAAGUCGUCGUCUGUCUUCAUUACGGAUUUUUUAGAUCUAAGAUGUCACAACGCUUCAACUUUAUCAGUGCCUAUUCCUCUGACCGACUUUACCUCAUGUCCCGCUGUACGUCACAACUUGUGAUUGUCUCCCCUGACGACAAGCCGCUAGAAGGUGACUGACACUGACACUGACACUGACACACCUGUCACCUGCUGUAGUCGUGUGUCAGUC
Pomacea canaliculata is the source of this 1048-nucleotide messenger RNA. RefSeq lists its product as uncharacterized. NCBI's taxonomy places the organism in Eukaryota, Metazoa, Mollusca, Gastropoda, Architaenioglossa, Ampullariidae. The record is from RefSeq and is a predicted model, not a curated record. The transcript has 3 exons. The coding region runs from base 10 to 996 and encodes 328 amino acids.